Messenger RNA from Mytilus trossulus (common blue mussel), 755 nucleotides. RefSeq lists its product as uncharacterized. Bases 43 to 714 code for a protein of 223 amino acids. The transcript is spliced from 8 exons. The record is from RefSeq and is a predicted model, not a curated record. NCBI's taxonomy places the organism in Eukaryota, Metazoa, Mollusca, Bivalvia, Mytilida, Mytilidae.
UGUCACGUGUAUGAAUAUUUGGACCACUUGGAUGCAAGAUGUAUGCCAUUCAAUACAUGGAAUGAGUGUAAAGUAUAUACAGACCUUCAUGGCAGUGGAUGUUCUUGUACAUCCAAGAAGUGUGCAGAAUCUGUAGUGAAAGACUACGUUAACCAUUUUUCUAUGACAACACUAGGACAAUACAAUACAGCAACUACAAUCAGUUCUACAAGAUUUUCGACAAAAUCUCCAACAACGAUAUCUCCCAAGACAGGACUUCAUUGUUUCAAGACAACAUGUGCUGUAAAUGAGGUAUGCAGAGUAUACCUAGAUAACGAAAAUUCAUAUGCAGGAUAUUGUAUCUUGAAAAAUGUAGACGAUUUGCUGAUUUGUAAAAGUAGUACCUUGACGAUUUCGACAGAAUGUGAUUGUGCUUUACAGAGUUGUAUUGAUAGUUUUACUGUAUUAAAAUCAACAAAUACUCACCCAACAACUACCAUACAGACACUAUCUUCACAAGAACCACUUAUCAUUACACAUGUACCUUCUUCUGACUUACCUACAACGACGAUAUCUGAAUCAUCGCCAACACAACCACUCAUUUGUUAUGAUAAACCAGACGUGGAUUGUUUAUUGCUUAAUACAACAAAUAUUUGUGCCAAUCCGUAUUCACAUCAAAUUUGUGCCAAAUUUUGUGGUCACUGUACUCGAGUUAUUGAGUCUGCAUUUGGAUAAUUUCUGAAAUUCCGCUAUUAAAAUAAAUGUAAUUGAAUGUU